Molecule: messenger RNA, 1320 nt
Organism: Dothidotthia symphoricarpi CBS 119687
Lineage: Eukaryota; Fungi; Ascomycota; Dothideomycetes; Pleosporales; Dothidotthiaceae
Product: SET domain-containing protein
Exons: 3
Coding region: 322-1320 (332 amino acids)
Molecular function (GO): protein binding
Source: RefSeq, a predicted model, not a curated record
GUUCUCAUUCAUCCACGAUGGAGUGUAGCUGUACAUUCAGGAUCUCGAUCAGUAUAGGGACGGCUUGCUUUGCUCUUACAGACUGGAUUUUGGGAGCAGCAAGUCUAGUAAUUUGGCGAGAAAUUCCAGGCUCAUCAUAUCCAGGUGAGAAACAAGGUAAGCGAGUGAGUGAGUGCGUUGCCCAUGGCGAUAUCGGAAACCGCGACGGCUCACCGCAUUGCGUUUGAGCAAACAAUCUCACCUACUGUAUCAAUUGCGGCACCUUGAACUCGAUACAAGCAUCUCCACAACACUUCAACCGCUACAAUCACAUACUUCAACAUGACAUCCGCGGAUAAGUCGAUCAAGGCGCCAGAAAACGACUACUACGAGGUCCGCGCCGUGCCGGGAAAAGGCUAUGGCUGCUUCGCGCUGAAGCGACUGGCGCUCGGCACCCGCAUCCUGGCCGAAGACCCGCUGCUCAUCGUCCCGAUCGCCGACUACGUGCAGUCCGACAUUCAAGCGGCCUUCGACAUACUAUCACCCGAGCAACAGGCGCUCUACUUCACCCUGCACUCCGGCCACGGCCAAGAUCCCCGCGCAUGGCCGUCGCAGAUUCAUCCCACGGUGACCGGCCGCGAGCGACAGCGAAUCUCCGAGCAACACGACGCCAGAACCGGAAAGCAGCCAUCGCUCAUCAGCAUCUUCCAGACGAACUGCAUGGAGAUGGGCAAGGGUGCUGCCGUCUUCCCGCACGCUGCGCGCUUCAAUCAUAGCUGCAAUCCGAAUGCCUGCUUCUCCUGGAACUCGGCGAUUGGCAAGGAGACGAUCCAUACCAUCAGUGAGAUCAAGGCGGGCGACCAAAUAACGCUUUCGUACUGUGACAUGGUCCACGACAAGAGGCUUCGCUCGUGGGAGCUCAAGCACUAUGGCUUCGUGUGCGACUGCCCAGCCUGCGCAGGUGAUGAAGAUGAUGAGGACACUUUCGCAUACAAAAGUGCUCAGCGGCGCUUUAGGCUGCAGGAGCUUGAUCGUGAGGUGCGAUUUCUACGUGGGCCGAAUCUCGAACAGGGUGCCAAACAGCCGGAUUUCGUCGCCAAGCUGCUUCAACUUGCGGCCAUCCAUCUGGAGGAAGGCGACAAUACAGUUAGGCUGGCUAGUGUGUUUCUCGACAUCGCCCUCGUGUGCGAGUUCAACAGUGACUUUAAGAUGGCAGGGGCUGCGGCAGCCAGAGCGUGUGAGAUCAAGAAACUGUCUCAGGGUACCGACUUCCCUGACUACAAGCGAUAUGUGGAGGUGGUGCAGCGCGUUGAGGCUAAACUGGCGACGAUGAAGACGUGA